UUCGUUUGUGGGCACUUGGCGUUCUGCUAAAGUUAGCCGGAAGGAGUAAUUUAUUUGGUGGUUGUUCCCGAUUAAUUGAAAAAGGAAAAACAUUGGACUUUCGACAUAUUUUUACACGAAAACUGUUACAUCGAUAAGUCAUGCCUCUCCACCGUUAUACUCAUGCGGUUUUAUGCAGAAUUCCUCUUUCGCUUCGUACAAGAGGCGAGGUCACAUUAGAUGAAGCUAGAACGCAACAUUUGGCGCUAGCGCAACUUUUGCGGGAACUGGACAUUGAUGUUGUGGAAAUGCCGCCGGAUGAAAAUUCGCCGCUUUGCGUUUUUGUAGAAGACAUUGCAGUUGUUUGUAAUGGCAUCGCGCUAAUAGCUCGACCAAACGAGUCAUCGCGCCUAAAGGAGAUUGAGACAAUUAGAGCUGUUUUAAAGAAGGAGCUGGAGAUUCCACUUAUAGAAAUUGCAGAUAAAAAUGCACGUUUGGAUGGUGGAGAUGUCUUGUUUACGGGCCGUGAAUUUUUUGUUGGACUGUCUCAUUAUACAAAUGAAGCAGGUGCAAGAGCAGUUGCAGCUGCAUUUCCAGAAUAUCCAUGUGUACCUAUCAAGGUGGGUGAUGGUGGUGAAGAGGUGAUAGUGGAAAGUCUUACCUCAGCCCCACUUCAGGUUGCUGAAUCUAAGCGUCUUAAAGCUUUAGUUACAAUGGCUGGCCCAGACAUUAUUUGUGUUGGUGCUGGAAAGGAAUCUCAAGAAGUUUUGAAGAGAAUCGAAAGGGAGGCAACAUACGGCUAUCAAACAUUAACUGUGCCUGAAGAUGCUGCUGCUAAUGUACUUUACGUGAAUGGGACAUUAAUUCAUCGAUCAGAAGAUGAAAUUCCACAAUCGAGUAAAGUUUUUGCAGAAAAAAUCGAGUUUCCGACCAGAUCAUUGCACAUGUCCGAAUUAGCGAAGGUCAGUUCCGGUUUAACUUCUUGUUGCUUAUUGGUACGCAGACCCAGACAUAUUCGCAGUAUUUAAGCCGGAAAUAACAUACCUAGCAAACGUGUUCAAUUGCUAGCGGUUAUUGAUAUGAAUCACAAAAUCAAGAGUUUGAAUAUUUCUAGUGAGAAAUAUAUUACCAAAAUG
This is a messenger RNA of Colletes gigas, 1115 nucleotides long. RefSeq names its product N(G),N(G)-dimethylarginine dimethylaminohydrolase 1. The record is from RefSeq and is a predicted model, not a curated record. NCBI's taxonomy places the organism in Eukaryota, Metazoa, Arthropoda, Insecta, Hymenoptera, Colletidae. The transcript is spliced from 6 exons. Gene Ontology annotation, molecular function: dimethylargininase activity; amino acid binding. Bases 141 to 1007 code for a protein of 288 amino acids. Gene Ontology annotation, biological process: positive regulation of nitric oxide biosynthetic process; arginine metabolic process.